AUGCCGCGACGCCCCAAUGCCUCGCCCCUGGCAAUUGACAUUAAUCUGGACCGCGAGCCUGGUGUUUUUAUUUUGAGGGGCUCACCAGAGGAAUCUCCUUCGGUGGCGGUGCGAGGAAACGUGGUGAUAACGACUCCUGACUCGAUGACUCUUAAACGUCUCAGUUUACGGCUCGUGGGCAAUCUGAAAAUCCGCUGGAACGAAAGCUUUACCUCCCGACAGAGCUCCAACGUACAGUACCCGUUGAGGUACGAAAAGGUUGUUUAUGAACAGGACUAUGACGAUAUCGAUUUUGCCAUGAUCGCCACUUCUGGGUCACGAACUCCCCUGAGCGGUCGCACGACCCCGAUCAGCUCCAUGACGAAUUUAGCAUCGUAUUUUUCCGCAGCCCAUGGUUCUGGUGGCUCCGGAACUUCCACACCCGUGGGCAACCAUGUCAGGGCGGGCACACACGUCGUGCCGUUCGAGUUUGUUGUUCCCGGCUCUAUUCCCGAAACCGUCGAAGGCAACACGAACGUGCAAUAUGCCUAUACAUUAAUUGUGACUGCAGAAAGAGGGAGAUUCCACCCGAAUCUUGUUGGCAAAAAGCACCUGCGUUUUGUUCGUACGCUGGGCGUUGAUCUCUAUGACUCAAAUCACACAGUUAGCGUCACAAACACCUGGCCAGACAAAAUCGACUAUAACAUUGUUUUACAGUCAAAAUCUGCUGCUAUCGGCAGCAGGUUCGAAGUCGGAUUCGAGUUCCAGCCGGUGCUCAAAGGACUACGGCUCAAGACAAUACAUGCAGUGCUGGUGGAAAUGCUUAGCAUCUCACCGCCAGGCUAUCAGACAAACAACAGUGAACGAGUAGUGUUCGAGAAGCUUUUUGAUGUUGAUCGACCUGAUUUCAUGGGUCCAGAUCAAUGGAAUUUUUCUUUGUCUUUGAAGCUGCCCUCAUCAUUGGGGGCCGCCAGUCAGGACUGUGCGAUGGUACCGCACUUCAAAAUCACUCACAAGCUGAAGAUUUUUGUCGCGUUGAGAAACCCAGAUGGACAUACUUCAGAGUUGAGAGCCUCUUUACCAAUGGUACUGUUUAUCUCGCCGGCGGUCCGCAUCAGCACAGGAAACCUGGCAGCACCGCCCCGUACCGAGGAGGAAGCCCGGAGCUCGUCGCAAGAAAUAUUGUUUGAUACUACAGAAUUGGAAGGCCCUGAUAGUGGUUCUGCACCUCCUAAUUACAACGAGCAUGUUUAUGAUCAGGUGUGGAGUGACAUGCCUACACCGUUAUCUCUUUCGCCCACCAUGAGUGGAUUGCACACGCCUUUCAGUCCUAAUAGUCGGCGCCCGAUGCCUGGAUUCGAUCCAGCAGAGGCUGCCCAGCUUCAGGCUGGUCUCAGAGAGCUAGCCCUCAGACAAAACCAGGAAACGCCCCCCGCGGUUGACAUUGUGGCCCUCAGCAGAGUGCCGAGUUAUGACAGUGCAGUAAACCGCCACCAAGCUUUGCCUGCCACCGCUCCUCGUUACGAGACUCAGUAA
Wickerhamiella sorbophila is the source of this 1515-nucleotide messenger RNA. Its product is annotated as Protein ROD1. Gene Ontology annotation, molecular function: protein-macromolecule adaptor activity; ubiquitin protein ligase binding. The transcript has a single exon. Gene Ontology annotation, cellular component: plasma membrane; cytoplasm; cytosol. The record is from RefSeq and is a predicted model, not a curated record. Bases 1 to 1515 code for a protein of 504 amino acids. Gene Ontology annotation, biological process: ubiquitin-dependent endocytosis. NCBI's taxonomy places the organism in Eukaryota, Fungi, Ascomycota, Dipodascomycetes, Dipodascales, Trichomonascaceae.